Molecule: messenger RNA, 1525 nt
Organism: Boleophthalmus pectinirostris (great blue-spotted mudskipper)
Lineage: Eukaryota; Metazoa; Chordata; Actinopteri; Gobiiformes; Gobiidae
Gene: trit1
Product: tRNA isopentenyltransferase 1
Exons: 12
Coding region: 9-1496 (495 amino acids)
Biological process (GO): tRNA modification
Cellular component (GO): mitochondrion
Molecular function (GO): zinc ion binding; nucleic acid binding; tRNA dimethylallyltransferase activity
Source: RefSeq, a predicted model, not a curated record
GCAGCAGCAUGGCGGCGUCCUCUAUCUGCGUGCAAAGCUCGUUGAGGAGAGCAAUGAGACCGUCGUUGGUUGUGAUUCUGGGAGCCACGGGAACAGGGAAGUCCAAACUCGCCAUCGAGCUGGGCCAGCGCCUGAAGGGGGAAAUCAUCAGCGCAGACUCUAUGCAGGUUUACCAUGGUCUAGACAUCAUCACUAAUAAGGUGACGGCAGAGGAGCGUGCCCAGUGCAGACAUCACAUGAUCAGCUUCGUAGACCCUCUAGUGUGCACCUAUACCGUAGUGGACUUCCGAAACAAAGCUCUGGCUCUUAUUGAGGAUAUGCACAAUAGGAACACGCUGCCAAUUGUUGUGGGAGGAACAAAUUAUUAUAUAGAGUCUCUACUGUGGAGAGUGUUGCUGGAUACUGGGGACAAUGAGGACUCAGGUGAUGGUGAAGACUCAGUGCCCAACAGGAAACUGGAGCUGGAAAAACUGGGAGGAGCUGAGCUACAUAAACAACUGAUGGAAGUAGACCCCACAAUGGCAGCCAUGUUGCACCCCAAUGAUAAACGGAAGGUUGCAAGGAGUCUGCAAAUCCACCAGGAAACGGGCAUCCCCCACAGUGUGUGGCUGGAAGAGCAGAGGAGGCAGGAGGGCGGAGGAGGCUUGGGAGGACCACUACGGUACCCAGACCCUUGCAUCUUCUGGCUACAUUCUGACAUGGAAGCUCUGGACAAACGUUUGGACACUCGGGUGGAUGAGAUGCUGGCUGCAGGGCUAAUUGAUGAGCUGAAAGAUUUCCAUGUUCGCUACAAUCAAAAGAAAAUCCAGGAUGAGAGUCAGGACUAUCAACAUGGGAUUUUCCAGUCCAUUGGCUUUAAGGAGUUCCAUGACUACCUGAUCGCUUCAGAGAGCUGCAGCCAACAAGAAAGAGACACUCUACGCAAAAAAGGUAUAGAGGCUUUGAAGAUUGCUACAAGACGCUAUGCUCGCAAACAGAAUAAAUGGGUCCGGAACCGCUUCCUUAAACGGCCAGGUGACGGAGUGCCACCAGUGUACAGUCUGGAUGUGAGUGAUGUGUCGCGGUGGGAGGAGACCGUGCUGACCCCUGCACUGCAGAUACUGGCCUCGCUCUGUAAGGGUGAAGAGCCUGCUGUUUCACCUUUGAGAGUGGAGGGGGCAGAGUCAAGAAACAAGCGUAGCCGGCACACCUGUGAUCUCUGCGACAAAGUCAUUAUUGGAGAUUUGGAGUGGACAGCACAUCUGAAGUCCAAAAAACACUACUACCAUGUGAAGAAGAAGAAGAGGAAGUCUGAUGAGAGUGGGAACCAAUCACAGAGCCUAGAUGUCUCUCAGGACUCGCUUCUCGCUCCAGGCUGCAGUGAAUGUCCCCAGGAGUCCUCCCCAGAUGCCAGGGCAGCCCACACACAAGCCCCUCCCUCCCUUUGGUUCAUUCAUCAUGGCGCAGAAUUUCUGAAACUAUGGCGAUUCGGAUGGUCCAAGCCAAACGCAUGGUAAAUUCUGAGAGACGACACGUACCCAAUUUC